CGGCCAUGAACUCGGGACGCGAGCCCCGGACACCCCGGACGCCCUUCAGCAUCGCAGACAUCCUAGGCCCACGCGUGGUUCCCCGGGCACCCUCUGCGCCGCAGCUUCCAGAGUCGAGGCCGGGUCCCACGUCGCCGCUGUGCGCGCUGGAGGAACUGACCAGUAAAACUUUCCGCGGACUCGACAGGCGCGCUCCGCAGCCCUCUGAAGGCCCGGCAGCUCCGGACGCGCUGGGCCCCGGCUCCGCCGGCCGCAAACGGCGCAAGGCGCGCACAGCGUUCACCGCGCAGCAGGUGCUGGAGCUGGAGCGGCGCUUCGUCUUUCAGAAGUACUUGGCGCCCUCGGAGCGCGACGGGCUGGCGACGCGACUCGGCCUGGGCAACGCGCAGGUCGUCACUUGGUUCCAAAACCGGCGCGCCAAACUCAAACGCGACGUGGAGGAGAUGCGCGCCGACGUCGCCUCGCUCCGCGCGUUGUCCCCAGGAGUCCUGUGCAGCCUCGCCGUGCCCGACGGCGCUCCGGGCCCGGGCCUUGGCCCUAGCCCCGCCAGGCCUGACUCCGGGCCCCACCUGUCAGACGAGGAGAUACAGGUGGACGAUUGAAGACAGCCGCCGCCAACCCCGGGCUCUGGACCGCAGGCCUCCCCACCUCCGCGCUGCGCUCUGCGCCUUAUCUGGGUUCUAGUGUGGAGGG
This is a messenger RNA of Carlito syrichta (Philippine tarsier), 693 nucleotides long. It is a transcript of the gene LBX2, whose product is annotated as ladybird homeobox 2. The record is from RefSeq and is a predicted model, not a curated record. The transcript has 2 exons. Bases 6 to 602 code for a protein of 198 amino acids. Lineage: Eukaryota; Metazoa; Chordata; Mammalia; Primates; Tarsiidae. Gene Ontology annotation, molecular function: DNA binding.